Molecule: messenger RNA, 2343 nt
Organism: Fulvia fulva
Lineage: Eukaryota; Fungi; Ascomycota; Dothideomycetes; Mycosphaerellales; Mycosphaerellaceae
Product: Plasma membrane fusion protein prm1
Exons: 1
Coding region: 1-2343 (780 amino acids)
Cellular component (GO): mating projection tip
Source: RefSeq, a predicted model, not a curated record
AUGGCACCCUCAGAGAACCAACAGCAAACCCCAAAUCCUGCGCCUCCUUCUCUUUCCGCUGGCGGUCAUGAGACGCGCGACUACUGCGCUGCGCAGGUAGCAACACGACCUACCUCACAGAAUGAACCAUACCUGACACCAUACCUCGGUCUUCGAGCUAGCCUCUCACAGACCUGGAUUAACCGGUGGACGAUUCUUCUUCUUCUUGUACUGAUACGGGCUCUUUUCGCAAUCGCAAGUAUCGACGACAACCUCGGGAGUGCGAGGAAACAAGCACUUAGUGCCUGCACUUCUGUUGAGAAUAUGGGCUCCGCGAUGGCCAGCAUGCCACAUUACAUGAGUCAAGGCGUCAAUGAACUCAGCGCUAGGGGCAUCGAGAAGGCCAUCAGUGGACUUAUGCAGAUGCUUGUUCUAAGCUUGACUGGCGUUGAGGAAAUCGUGGUGUUUGUCAUCAACUUGAUGACCAGCACUUACGUCUGUCUACUGACUCUGGCGAUCCGCGGCGGCUUGCACAUUGCGAUUGACGUGGCGGAGAAAGUGGGCGACUUCCUGAACACCACGGCAAAAGACAUUGGAGAUGACCUUGGCGAUAUUGCCUCCAAGUUUCAGGAUGCCAUGAACGGAUUCCUUUCGGGCGUGGACUCCAUAGCGGAUGUACUGACUGGCAAGGACGAUGACAAGGCACCGACUAUCGACUUGACUGACGCUAUCGACAAACUCAACAACCUUGAACUACCAAGCGGAUAUGAUCAAGGUCUGCAGGAUCUCAACAACUCGAUCCCGACCUUUGCGCAAGUUCAGAAUUUGACGAACCAAGCAAUUCGAUUCCCGUUCGAGGAGGUCAAAAAGCUGCUGAACGAAAGCUUGCCCAAAUACUCCAUGAACGGAUCCAUCUUUCCAGUGCCACCAAAAGAGCAAUUAUCCUUUUGCUCCGACAACGACGCCAUCGAUGGCUUCUUCGACGAUCUCAUCUCCAUUGAGCGGAAGUGGAAGACAAUCUUUCUGGGCGUGUUCGUCGCCUUGGCGACACUUGUCAUGUUCCCUAUGGCAUGGCGAGAAUACCACCGCUGGAACAAAGUGCAGGAGCGAGCCCACCUGGUCAAGAACGAUGCAUUCGACGCAAUGGACGCAGUUUACCUGGUGUCAAGACCACACACUUCUGGAUUUGGUCUGUGGAUCUCGAGAAUAUUCUCCUCUGAGCGGCGCCGUAACCUUGUCCGCUGGACAGUAGCAUAUGCGACCACUCCCGCAGCGCUUUUCGUGCUUUCACUGGCGGUCGCGGGUCUUCUCGGUUGUGCCUGUCAAUACACUCUCCUCAAGGCGCUUGAGAAGGAAGUUCCGGCCUUGAAGGACCAAGUGGUCGAUUUUGCGGACAAAGUUGUCAACUCGGUUAGCAAUGCGAGCGAACAAUGGGCUAUCGGCACAAAUCGCAUCAUCAGCGAUACGAGCACAUCCAUAAAUGAUGAUGUCUUCGGAUGGGUCAAUAUCUCCACCAACGCCGUCAACAACACCCUAAAUGUCUUUGUGGACACGAUGAUGGACGGGUUGGAUGACGCUUUCGGCGGAACAGUCCUCUAUGAUCCAAUCAAAGAGGUUCUGGACUGUCUUGUGUUCCUCAAGAUCGCGGGCAUUCAGAAAGGCCUGAACUGGGUCAGCGAGAAUGCCCGAAUCGACAUCCCGUUGCUCCCAAACGACACAUUAUCGCUAGGUACCGCUCAAAAGCUGUCUGGCUCUUCGACAGAUCUCUUGGCUACAGGUUCGGACGGUGCGGCAGCCGAUGCCAUCGAAAGUAUUGUCGCCCAUGUCAUUCAAGCAUUUGCCUCUGGGAUUCGCCAAGAAGCAAUCAUAUCCACUUGUUUGCUGUUGGUCUGGGUAGUGCUGGUGCUAGGUGGCAUCGCCAGAGCCGUGUAUCUGCUCUUCAGGGGUGGCGAUGGCGGUCUCUAUCCCGCACCAGUUCCAACAGGCCGUCAAGACAAAUAUGAGUUGGAACAAUAUCCCAAGCACGGGCAGGUGAACCCACCAGCCGAGCAAGGAAACAACACAGCAAACAAGUGGCAGGAUCAGCAGUACACACUGACACCGAACCCAUUGCCGACUUUCGAGGACAGUGGCGCUACAUCCUCCACCGCUCGCAUUGGUCUGACCUCGCAAAACGAGAAGAUCGGAAUUGUCGGCGGGCAACACGUCAACGAUGCAAUACGUCGUCCGACUCCAAACCACGUCCGAGCCUCAAGUCAUGGUGACUAUGCAGUCACCUCGCCGAUACGGCAAACCAAUCCCUUCCUCAGUACUUAUGAAGCAAAGAACCCAACCCGAAAUCCAUUCGUGGACCCUGGACGUUGA